CUAUCUUUUUCAUGAAACACCAACUCAGAAGAAGCCUCACAAAAGCAGCUUAUAUUCACAACACUUUUAAAUUUCCCCACCACCACCAUAUAGCAUGUUCGAAUCGAAACCAACCCAAAAAAAGCAAAAGCUGCCAGAACCAGAAUCCAUGGAAGAAAUCAUUUCUUUAAUCCUCCAUGGAUGCAUGUUGGCCGGAAAGCUUAAAGAAACCUUACCCAACUUGGCCACCCAACCUGACUUACUCUCCAAUUCUUUGGAAGAAAUCACAAAGAUUUUUGGUUCAGCAAAAGAAAGGGUUUUACAUAGUCAAGGCUCAAGUAGUACUUCAUAUCUUCACAGCCUAUUAACACUUGAGCACCAGCAGAUUGGAACGAGUGUUGAACAAUGGCUGAGGUCUAAUACGCAGGCAAUGGAUAUAAUCCAAACCCAACUAGCAGCUGAUCGAAACGAAGCAAAGGUCAGUGGCGGCGUUGAUGUCCGGGUUUCGGAGGCGGUAAUUGGGGGUUUUCAGGCAGCAGAUGUGUCAGCUUCUAACGUGAACAUUGCGUCAUCAAGCACACAAAGACCGCGACGAAGGAAAGAUCAAGGGGUAAUUAACAAAAUAACAGUGCCAGCACCUAGGAUUGGAAACACUGAAAUCCCGCCAGAAGAUGGCUUCACCUGGAGAAAAUACGGCCAAAAGGAGAUCAUGAACAGCAGAUUCCCAAGGAGUUACUAUAGAUGCACCCAUCAAAAGCUGUACAAUUGCCCAGCCAAGAAGCAAGUCCAGAGGCUGGACAAUGACCCCUUAACAUUUGAGGUAAUGUACAGAGGUGAACACACAUGCCACAUCUCAGCCACUGCACCUUCAACUCUACCACCACCAACAGCAGACCAUCAUAUUCCACAAGAUCAUAUGUCAGCAACCACUGAGCCUCCAACAUCUCUAUGGCUUUCCAUGGACUUUAACCCUAUUAGACAAGGAGGCAGCAGCAGUGGUGUGAUCGGUGGCGGUCGUGGCAGUGGUCGUGGCAGCGGUGAUGGCGUUGGUACAUCCACCGGCACACGUUAUGGUAAAGAAGUUGACUUUCCUGUGAUGGAUUUGGCCGAUACUAUGUUUAAUUCAGGCAGCAGCAGCAGCAGCAUGGAUUUUAUUUUCAAUUCUGCUGAACAUAGAUGGCAGUCAGAUGACAAGAAAAAUUUAGAUCACUAGGCAGGAAAUGCUAGCACUUGGGUAUGCAGGUCAAUUUUCUUUAUAUUGUUGUCUAGCCAAUGAAAAGAUUAUAGGAGCUAAUUAACAAAAUUAAUCUGAGUCAGUCAUCCUAAUCUUCUAAGAAGGUUAGUUAAAGUAAUUUCACACAGGCGUCUGUAAACUUUUUUUUAUGGUCAAUAGUUGUUUGCAAACUUUAUUUAUGUAUUUCGAAAAAUGAUAUUUUAAAGUGUUUUAACCUUA
Molecule: messenger RNA, 1432 nt
Organism: Pyrus x bretschneideri (Chinese white pear)
Lineage: Eukaryota; Viridiplantae; Streptophyta; Magnoliopsida; Rosales; Rosaceae
Product: WRKY transcription factor 55
Exons: 3
Coding region: 95-1192 (365 amino acids)
Biological process (GO): regulation of DNA-templated transcription
Molecular function (GO): DNA-binding transcription factor activity; sequence-specific DNA binding
Source: RefSeq, a predicted model, not a curated record